This is a messenger RNA of Durusdinium trenchii, 1067 nucleotides long. Lineage: Eukaryota; Dinophyceae; Suessiales; Symbiodiniaceae. The record is from the annotation of a GenBank genome assembly.
AGUAGCUUCUUGCUCCUAGUAGUAAGGCCAGGAGCCCCUAGUAGCAUCCUUGCUCCUAGUAGUAAGGCCAGGAGCCCCUAGUAGAGUUCCGCUUUCCUUUCACGAAAUUCAGAAGUUUGGCCCUGGUUCGCUGAAACUGCUGCUGCUUAAGAAGCGUGGCAGCUGGCCUAAGCGAAGCCAGCUGCACUUCGCCACGGAACGAUGGAACCGUCCCACUGAAACGAUCUGCGACGUCCAUCGCCAGGCGUCGCCUGGGAGAGAAUGUGCCCAUUGAGACCCUUGCAGGCGCAGAACCGCGCGCGAGGCGCCAGCACGGCAGGGUCCCGGCUGCCGACCUUGAAACGCCUCAUCCAGGAGAAGCCUAUCGUGAGGGCUAUUGAGGUCCACAGUGGUUUCUCAGCCUUGGUGGUCGAUGCGGCGGUCGCCCAACGGCGCGGGGAGCAGGUGACUUUCGACUGCUUAUGGUCUUCUUCAUUGACCUCCAGUGCCAUCAAAGGAAAGCCCGACAUCGAGACGGUGACCACCUCGGAACGCAUGCAGAUUGUGGACGACGUUUUAGAGGUCUCCACUAAGCCCGUGUUGUACGACGGUGACACUGGCGGGCCGAAGGAGAUCUUUGCCUUUACGGUGCGGAAGCUGGAACGUCUGGGCGUGUCGGGCGUGGUCAUCGAAGACAAGCACCUGGGCGGCCGGAGCGGAAGGGAUCGGACGACGGUGUUUCACCGAUGCCGGCGUUCCGGGGGCUGCUAAGCGACGGGAGACAACGGUUUCGGGUGGCGUCGGAAGGUCGUGUUCUGCCGUGAUGAUGAUCCAGGCGUUUUACUUUUUUUCAAGGGGGGGCCGGAGAUGGUGUGGAGCCACGGCGAAAACAGGGGGGAUAUCACACUAACUGAGGUGCGUGUGGUGGCGCGUUUCUAGAAACAUUGACCACACCAGGCUUGGGUCCAGUGAUGGAUGCUGGUUUGGGUCUCAAGCAUCCGAUCUAAAGAGGACAAGUUCCACAGAGGUCUCACAUCUUUCCACAGAUGGAAAUCUACCAGGGGUCACAAAGGGGUGGUGUUUGGUCC